Molecule: messenger RNA, 1804 nt
Organism: Brachypodium distachyon (stiff brome)
Lineage: Eukaryota; Viridiplantae; Streptophyta; Magnoliopsida; Poales; Poaceae
Product: ultraviolet-B receptor UVR8
Exons: 15
Coding region: 110-1378 (422 amino acids)
Source: RefSeq, a predicted model, not a curated record
CUACUGUGCACCCAGAAACAUCAGGCAUUCAGGCGCGACAGGGCAACUACGUGGACUCGCGGACGCCGCGAGCGACGCGACCGCUCGGGAGAGCUCCAACGAGAACGCGAUGUGGCGAGCGAGGCGGUGGCCGUGGCCAAGCCCGCGGUCGAGGCCGCGAUGGCUCUCUACUGAAGCGGUGGCGGGUUCGGGCGAGCCGGCGUGGCGUCGGGUGGCGGCGCUGUGGGGGAACGGGGACUACGGUCGGCUGGGGCUGGGGGCGCUGGAGUCGCGGUGGAACCCCACGGCGUGCCCCUUCUUCCUCGCGCGCGCCGGCGACCCGCCCGCCUCCCUCGCGUGCGGCGGCGCCCACACCCUCUUCCUCACACAGAGUGGUCGUGUGUUCGCUACGGGGCUGAACGACUUCGGGCAGCUUGGGAUAGGCUCAUCUACGACCCAUAUCGUGGACCCUAUUGAGGUCACUGGAUUUGGCGAGAAAGUUGUACAAAUUUCAGCUGGCAACCAUCAUUCCUGUGCAGUAACAGCGGAUGGCGAGCUCUUUGUUUGGGGCAAAAAUUCGAGUGGCCAGCUUGGCCUUGGUAAAGGUGUGGGAAAAGUAGUGUCUACCCCGAGGAAGGUUGACUACUUGGCUGAUGUUAGAGUGAGAAUGGUUGCUUUGGGGUCAGAACAUUCAAUUGCUGUUACAGAGGGAGGUGAAGCUUUGAGUUGGGGAGCUGCUGGCGCUGGUAGACUUGGACAUGGCCACAAAUCUAGCAUCCUGGGAUUCGGUAUGGUCUCAAGUGAAUAUACACCAAGGUUGAUCAAAAACCUUGAUGGUGUCAAGAUUAAAAGGAUAGCUGCAGGAAUGCUGCACUCAGCUUGCAUUGAUGAAAAAGGUACUUUGUUCAUAUUUGGGCAGAAGACUGAGAAGGUAUUUGGAAGAUCAAAUGAUGCACCUAGACCAACUGUUGUUGAAGAGAUACAGUUUUCGGAAGAAGUUGCUUGUGGAGGUUAUCAUACUUGCGCUUUAACAGAUGGUGGCGAUUUGUAUUCUUGGGGUUCAAAUGAAAAUGGUUGCCUUGGCCUCGGGGUUACGGGCAUGGUUCGUUCCCCAGAAGUUUUAAGGAGUACAUUAUUUAAGCUUCCUGUAUCUAAGGUAUCCUGUGGUUGGAAGCACACAGCUGUAAUUUCAGGUGAAGAUAUUUACACAUGGGGUUGGGGAGGUGCCAAUGGUACAUUCUUUGAAGAGGGCCAGUCUUCUGGUGGGCAAUUGGGGCAUGGAAACGAUGUCGAUUAUUUUGAGCCUAUGAUGGUGGAACUUGGCAGGAAUGCAAGAGCUGUUCAUGUGUCAUGUGGCUUCAAUCAUACCGGUGCGAUAUUUGAGUACAAGGAGAAUUGACUGAUGUGCCAUCUUCAGGACCGCAAGUGCAACCAGGCAUGUUUGGUACCACUAAGUUAUACCUGCAUAUAAAGGGGAGAAAAGAAUAAGUUUUGCUCUUGGUUCUGCACUCGUCUUGUAUGUGAAAAGGAAUAUAAACAAGCCGAUUACACACCUCAAAUGAGUGUAUCUAGAAAAACUCGUUAAACAGAAUGGGAGACAAGCCAGAUGUCGUACAUACCGAAUUUUACAGGUUAGCCUAGCUGUAUAGUGUUCAUAUUAUUUUCUUCUUCUUGCCAGCUUGUAUCUAUCAUAUUUGACAAGCCUGUAAGAACUCUGGUGUUUGCGGUCGCAAAUACAGAAAUGCUGAUGUGCACGACCGGGUCGUGUAAAAUAAGAUGUUAACCAAAAUAAACCAUGUUUGUGUAGUUAUAAACUUGCACCUUA